Molecule: messenger RNA, 1900 nt
Organism: Nicotiana tabacum (common tobacco)
Lineage: Eukaryota; Viridiplantae; Streptophyta; Magnoliopsida; Solanales; Solanaceae
Source: RefSeq, a predicted model, not a curated record
CCCCAACCCCAUGCCAGGUUCAUCUUCACAAACAUUAGAGUUCCAAUCUCCUUGCAACAGCUUGCAUGCUUUCCGUAGCUGCUACUAGCCUGUUAAAUUUACACUGUCAAUUCCUGAAAACACAUUAUCAAAUUCAUAGAUUUGAAACUACUAUCUGGAACUUGAAGCUUCAAAAGAGAAAUGUCAAUCGACCCAGUAUUUCUUAUGUACAAUUCAAGCAUGGUUGGUUUUGUCCUCCCAGCUAUAGGACUCUCAUACCUAUGAGGGCCAAAAUAUGGUUUUCUUUUUUUGGCUCUUUUGGAGGCAAUUUGGAGGUUAGUUUGUUGGUGAAAAAGAGAGGUUGAGCUGUUUCUCUUCUCCCACUUUUUAUUUUCUUUUUCUAGGGGAGGAUAGGGGAUCGAAUUUGGGGAUGAGGAGGUGACAAGGAGUGGUGGCUGUUGUCCAAACUGUGUCUGUCUUGCUGAGACUCCAAUGCAACUGUUCUUGAUAAAGUAAUAAAGGGAUUUUCAUGUGUAAGUCAGCCCACAGAUAAACUGUCCCCAAAAAAGGGUUAUCCACCAGAGGUAGUUUAAAAUUUAAGCAGCCAAGGUAAGUAUACUUUGUCAGUCAUUUAAUUCUAACUCAUUUAAUUCUAACUGAACAACCAUUCCUAAAGAAUUGCCAAUUUUAUAUGAUACUUGAAGAUGAAAAUAGAAGGAAGAUACAGGGAUACUGAGGAGAGAACAAUUAAAUUCAACUGUACUUUUUCCACGAUCAUUUGUUCUUGAUAACGUUAUUGAAUCUCUAUUGCUGCAUAAGUGGUGUUUGUUUCACAUCUGAGCCUAUUCUAACUUAACGAGUGUUUCUAGUUGAAUUGUAGAUCAUCAAACAGUGUCAUCUUUUGUUUUCAGAUUUUUCAAUCAAAAUUGGUGGCUGAUAGUAUAUUCAUGUAGUUUCUAAAUUUCAUAUGUUUCAGGGUUUUUGGGAUGUGGAGACGAAUCGCGAUGAACCAGUUGGAGGCUGCUGUUUGAAGGUGUACGUAAAUGUGGCCUUUUCAAAGAAAACCAUGUUUAGAGGGAAGAUAGUGCAGUCUACUGUUGAUGAAUGUCGAGACGUGUAUGCCAUAUGGAUUGCCCUUGCACAUGAACUGUUGAAGCAAAAGAAGUUAGAGAAGGAAGAAGCUGGUGGUUAUGCUGCUAAUGUGGUAACAAGUGCUCAGCAGAAAGAAAGUUCUGAACAUGUGGAAAUAUUAGAUGGGGCAAGUGAUGAAGUUAGAUCACAAACACUGCCACUCAACCUGCAAGCUGCUGAUUCCCUGCGGGGUAGUUGUAGCAGUACCGUGUCUGUUACUUCCUUGUGUAGAAAUCUCAUGCUUAAGUGUUCAUCAUCUUUCAAAUCUCAAAGCCAGUUUUCCAUUCUUAUAGUGAUCACCAUUGCUGUGAUCCUGCUUUUAAUGCAGAUGAGCAUACUCGUGUUAUUAGGUAGACCUCAGCACGUCCACGUGAUACCUCAAGGGGACUGCACAGGUAGCAUGUAUCGACUGGGAGAUAGGGGUAUAGACACAUUAGCUUUUCUGGAUAAACAGAUUAGUCAUCUCAAAGAGGAGAUGGUUAUGGUCGAAACACUGCUCGGCAAAAUGCAGCAGGAGCAUACACUUCUAAAGACGAAAUUAAAAGAGUUUGAGCAUCUACGGAUGCACCAAAAAGGAUAAACGAGCUGUGUACAUAGAUGCUGCUGCUUCUUUUCUUCCCUUCCUAAUUAUCUUCUUUUGGGUGAAAGGCUUGUAUGUUGGUACAUUUUUCUGAUUUUUUGACAUUCAUGUACAUUUUGAAUUACAUGGUUGCACUAUCUACAUGAAAGAGUAAAACAAAGUUACUGGACUGUUUAUAUAAUAUACGAGCGCCCCAAGAGCUUUUAUAUA